AAAAUCUAACGGAGCACAAGGGACGGAGGAGGCUGCUUUGAGUGCUUGCGGCACCGACUGAACAGCGCUGCCCUCUGCUGGGCGGCGCGUCUCCACCAGGUAAGACGCUCCCACAAGUGUACACUGCUGUCCGCAAGGACGCCGGCCCGCCCCCGGCCCGCCUCCGCCCACUCCCGGGACCCGCCCCGCCCCGCCCACUCCGGGACCCGCCCACUCCCGGGACCCGUCCCUCCGGCGUCCCACCUGGGCCCCGUCCUUCCCCGGAAAGCCCCGCCCACACCGGGAUCCGCCCCGCCCACUCCCGAGCCCCCGCCCCAGGCCCCGCCCCCCCUCGGGAUCGAAAACGAAGGCGCGCUCGACCUCUCGGCGCUCGCCUGCUCGGGUCUGGCGGCGGCGGCGAGGCUAGACCGGGUCCGGCGCGUGCGGCGGGGCCUCCGGGCGGCAUGGAGGGGCCGGGGGCUGCUGCGCGGGGGAACGUCUCCCUGCACAACUUCAGCGCGAGGCUGUGGGAGCAGCUCGUCCACUUCCACGUCAUGCGGCUGACGGACUCGCUCUUCCUGUGGGUGGGGGCCACGCCGCACCUGCGCAACCUCUCCGUGGCCAUGUGCACCCGCUACGUUUCUCAGAGCUGCUGUUGCAAAGUGCCACAGACUGGGUGGCUGAAAACAACGGAGGCUGAUUCCCUCCCAGAUCUGGAGGCCAGAAGCCUGAAUCAAGGUGUCAGCAGGGCUGGUUCCUCCUGGAGGCUCUGGGGGAGAAGUCGUCCCCUGUGUCUGGGCUUCUGGUGCUGCUGGCACCUUGGUGCUCCUUGCUGGCAGCCUGGUCACCCCCAGUCCUGCCGCCAGUGUCACAGGCCUUCUCCUCUGUGUGCCUCUGUCUUUUCCUUUCUUCUGAAGACACCAGUCCUACUAGAUGAAGGGUCCUUCUCACCUUAAGUUACAUCUCAAUUA
Messenger RNA from Balaenoptera musculus (blue whale), 950 nucleotides. It is a transcript of the gene PSMG4, whose product is annotated as proteasome assembly chaperone 4. Gene Ontology annotation, biological process: proteasome assembly. The transcript is spliced from 2 exons. The record is from RefSeq and is a predicted model, not a curated record. Lineage: Eukaryota; Metazoa; Chordata; Mammalia; Artiodactyla; Balaenopteridae. Bases 444 to 935 code for a protein of 163 amino acids.